Gossypium raimondii (Peruvian cotton) is the source of this 913-nucleotide messenger RNA. RefSeq names its product 60S ribosomal protein L9-1. The record is from RefSeq and is a predicted model, not a curated record. Gene Ontology annotation, cellular component: cytosolic large ribosomal subunit; ribosome. Lineage: Eukaryota; Viridiplantae; Streptophyta; Magnoliopsida; Malvales; Malvaceae. Gene Ontology annotation, molecular function: structural constituent of ribosome; rRNA binding. The coding region runs from base 97 to 681 and encodes 194 amino acids. The transcript has 3 exons. Gene Ontology annotation, biological process: cytoplasmic translation.
AUUUAGGUUAAGUAAGGGUUACAGAGCAUUCGAUUCUUCCUCCCCUCGAAGCCGCCGAAGAGAGAGUCGAGAAAGGGAAACAGAGAGCAAGAGAAAAUGAAGACCAUACUCUCAUCAGAGACCAUGGAUAUCCCCGAUGGGGUCAAUAUCAAAGUGAAGGCUAAAAUGAUCGAGGUUGAAGGUCCCAGGGGUAAGCUCACUCGUAACUUCAAGCACCUCAACCUCGAUUUCCACCUCACCAAGGACGAGGAGACCGGCAAGGGUAAGCUCAGGAUCGAGGCCUGGUUCGGUACCAGGAAGACCAGUGCUGCCAUCCGUACCGCCCUCAGCCACAUCGAGAAUCUCAUCACCGGUGUCACCAAAGGUUACCGGUACAAGAUGAGGUUCGUCUACGCUCACUUUCCGAUCAACGCCUCUAUCACUAGCGGCAACAAGUCCAUCGAGAUCCGUAACUUCCUUGGCGAGAAGAAGGUGCGUAAGGUGGAUAUGUUGGAAGGGGUUGCCAUUACUCGAUCCGAGAAGGUCAAGGAUGAGAUCGUUUUGGAUGGUAAUGAUAUUGAACUCGUGUCUCGUUCAGCAGCUUUGAUAAACCAGAAAUGUCAUGUGAAGAACAAGGAUAUUAGAAAGUUUCUCGACGGUAUCUAUGUUAGCGAAAAGGGCAGGAUCGCCGAAGAGGAAUGAUUGUUAUCUCAAGUCAUAGUUAUGGGUGCCAUGUUAUUUUUCUGUCAUGGUAAUUUCUUUGGUACCAUGGUUUUUUGUUGUUUUACCUCUUUAUUUGGAUUACAGCUGCUGAGUAGAAGGAUGUUUAUCUUUAUUUGUUGUGUUGGAAAAUUUUGUCUAGCUUGGUAGGUAAAUUACAUUUGUAGUCACCCAACUAUUUAAUUUUUUUUAUCAAAUAUGUUUGCUUUUAAAA